Gloeophyllum trabeum ATCC 11539 is the source of this 1270-nucleotide messenger RNA. RefSeq lists its product as uncharacterized. Bases 1 to 1062 code for a protein of 353 amino acids. The record is from RefSeq and is a predicted model, not a curated record. NCBI's taxonomy places the organism in Eukaryota, Fungi, Basidiomycota, Agaricomycetes, Gloeophyllales, Gloeophyllaceae. The transcript has 10 exons.
AUGGCUUCUCUCUGGGCCGAAGCACUCUUCUACGGAUCAUACCUCGUACUCUUCGGAGUCUGCAUCUGUAUCUACGGGUAUCAGCGCUUCAGCAACAGACUCUUGACGGUUGCAGUAUUCAUGUUUGUCUUGGCCACCGCACACGCCCUUGUGCAAUUCUCCCAGUUCCUGUCCACGUAUGAAGUGGUGACGGAGAGUGUCUGCGUCGGAUUCACAUGCUCAGCGUGCUACCACGGCGACGAGACACGAGCACGCCAGCUCAACAUUUGGAACAGGCUGCAGCCCGUGUCCCAGGCCCUGCUAGUCACGAACCAACUCAUUGCUGAUGGUUUGCUGAUUUACCGAUGUUAUAGCGUAUGGCAAUCAAAGUUCAGGAUCAUCAUGCUUCCACUCUUAAUGGUAGCUGCCACUGCCGUAUCGGGAUACAUUCAAGCCAAUAUACUCAACCAGUUGUACUUGAUUAGACGUGAUACCCCUCUAGACCAGGCGACUCCUCCUCCCGAUUGGCGCCAUCUGCAAAAUUUGCAAAGCUCGUUGAGCGAGACCUACAUGGCAUGCUCGCUCGCAACGAACAUCGUUGUCACUACCCUCAUUGCGGCACGCAUAUGGUGGAAGUCACAUCAGGUGCGGACCACGCUGGGGCCGCAAGCUGGCAGAUCACGCUCUGCUGCAAACCUCGUAAUUGAAUCUGGCGCGCUAUUUUCCGCGUCCCUUCUAGUGUGGUUGAUCAUGCACGCGCUUUUGCCAAAUAAAUACGAGUAUAUCGCAGGCGCAAUCAGUAGCCAGAUGGUGGGCAUCGUACCGACCUUGAUCAUCGUGCGUGUAGGCCUCGGCAAAAGUAUCGACAAGACGGCCCGCAUUAUCGAAGUGGAGCUACACAGCCCGAUAUCACCAAGUCGCACAUCACGCUCUGUGCGCUUCAGCAUGUACGGACCAGACAGCCCAGACGCAGAGCGCCAGGACCCGCCGCCCGUUCCUGUCAUGAAGGCCCGGCAUAUGAGCGUCAGCACCAUUAAGCUCCCGGAGCCACCGAAAGUCAGGGAUCGGUCGGUGUAUGAUUAGGCGGAAGGAGAGAAGUCAAAUGUGAACCAGCCUUGAAGGCGAAUUCGAAAUGUUGUACUCAGGAAUCACACUCGUUCAGUUAGGAUCGUUUGGUUAUUGGGAUAUUGUCCUUUAUUACAUGGCGGACCUGGGGUUACAUACACGCGCGGCCUAGCGGCUCCCCGUUGAACCAGGAACUUCAAUACUACAGAACAGACCUUUAUCCUCC